Molecule: messenger RNA, 1218 nt
Organism: Oppiella nova
Lineage: Eukaryota; Metazoa; Arthropoda; Arachnida; Sarcoptiformes; Oppiidae
Source: the annotation of a GenBank genome assembly
AUGGCGAUUGGCUUAAGACUAGUGAUCGGAGUGUUGGGUGCGGUAGCGGUCGGUCUGUUCUCAUCGCACAGAUCCAGUCUCAGUGUCGCCAUUGUGUCGAUGGCUAAGUAUAAUAGCAGUGCUACGGGUGUGAGAGAUGACAGUGAUGAGGGGCAGUGUUGGCUACAGUCUGGCAAUAAUGGGAACAGUAGUUCACAAAACAGUAACCCUAUUAUUAGGGGUGAAUUUGAUUGGAGUGAAUCACUACAGGGUGUUAUAUUAGGCGCCAGUUUUUACGCCUACUUAAUAACGCCGACAAUCGCCGGCAGAAUCACCGAAAGGUUUGGUUCAAAAUGGGUGACCGCUGUCUCACUCACAGUACCGGCGAUUCUGUUAGCGCUGAUACCGACCGCCGCGCGCCUACACGUCGGCGCUCUCAUCGUAGUACUCGUAAUAAUGGGUUUAUUUCACGGAUGUAUAUUCACAUCCCUGUUCUCACUGUUCGCCCACUGGUUCACAGCACCGGAGCGUACGAUUGCCAUCGCAUGCCUGGCCGCCGGUCAGAACGUCGGCAAUUUAAUUACCUAUCCAUUGGCCGGUUAUCUGUGCGACAGGGGGUUUGCCGGGGGCUGGCCGUCAGUGUUUUACGUGAUAAGUGUGGCACACAUUCCGUGGAUUAUAUUAUGGAUAGUUUGUGUGGAAAACACACCUCUUAUUAGCAAUACUAAGGGUUUCACGAAAUGCUCGGACGAAGAGCUCAAAUAUAUUUACUAUAAUAAGAGUUCGUUCGGAGCGCCGGAAAAGUCAUCGUCUGCCCCGUGGAAAAGUAUAUUCACCUCCCGGGCCGUGUGGGCAGUCCUUAUUGGCAAAGUGUGUGCCAGUUGGGGCUAUUUCCUCUAUCAGACUAAACUGCCAUCUUACGAACUAUUUCAAGGCACUCUAGUUUUUGGCGUAUCACUACUCAAUAACGGACUAUUCAAUGCCAUGACAUCCCUGGCAGUGGCUGUGACCAUGGCUUUAGGCGGACCCUUAUCUGCGUUUAUAAUCAAACGGUUUGGACACCGAUUGUCGCGCACGAGAAUCAGAAAAAUAUUUGAAACAACAGCCCUUAUCGGACCGGCAGUAUGUCUGGCAGUAAUUACGGGAAUGGGAUGUAAUGCCAACGGAGUGGUGGGUCUACUCAUAACCGCACUGUUUCUGUACGGCUUUGUGACGGGCGGAGAGUUUUCCAUUUACGGC